AUGCUUCCUAGUCUGAUUCCAACACCCUCAGUGUCCUGGGAGGUGCUCGACCCAUCUCCUUCUCUCAACUCACCUCAGCUCCCUGCUUUCCACAACUUGGGCAAAAGUUUUCUAAUUGACAAUUUGCUUCGGAUAAAUGGUCCCUUGAAUCCACCGCUUCGACCGAUUCCUGCAAACCCUGUGCCAGUGAAAGUGCCCCAAACUGCGGAACAAAUCGACCCAUCGGGAGGUCCACAUCCUACAAGAUCCUCCUUUCAGCUCGUUAACCCCUCAGACAACCAGUCGGCUCCAGUCACCUCCACCAGCCAAACAGUCACAUACCCUGAAAUAGCUUUAUCGAAGUGCUUUCUGCCAAGUUUCCCGCAGGUCCUCUUGGCUUGCUGUGGUGGGUCCUGUCAGCAGCGGGUCUCCCCCACUGAUUUUCCAAUUAGCAGUUCUUUCAGGAGCUGUGAAUUUCCCCUUUGGCCUCAGGUUAGCCACAAUAAAGCGCGAAGAGGAAUUCUGCGAAGAGUGGUCUUUUCUGAAGAACAGCGGAAAGCACUGGAGAAGACCUUUCAGAAACAGAAAUACAUCAGUAAAACAGACAGGAAGAAGCUGGCCACUCACCUUGGUCUUAAAGAUUCACAGGUAAAAAUUUGGUUCCAGAAUCGAAGAAUGAAAUGGCGAAAUACUAAAGAAAGAGAAUUGCUUACACAAGGAUGUUCACUGGAGCAUACAUUACAAGAGAAACCACUCUCAACUUCUGACUCAAACAACAGUAUUGCAAAUGAUCCUGACAGGAAAUCAACACAUACGGGCCAAUCAUCUGUGUGCAAAUAUGUUGCAAUUUCAUCAAUGUCUCAGGGUAGUCAGUCUGGUGAGAACAGAGUUACAGAUGUUAAAUUAGAAUUAUUAAAAAUACCUCCACAUUCUCACUCUGUACAGCAUGAAAAAGACACCUGAGAAUUAAAUUCCCAAUGGUCACCAAUAGUAAACUUCAUACUAAUGCUGUAUUUCAUGUGAUCUGUUCCUCUGUCAUUAUAGGGACUAGCACUUUUUUGGAGACAUUUUCAGCAAUUAUGACACCAAUGCAUGAAAUAUCGCGUGCCUGUAAUAAUGCUGUCAAUGUAAUUUAUUGCAUUUAAGCAAUGACUCAUUUGUAGAUCUUCGAAGUUAAUCGCCUUUGGGAAUAUGUUUUAGUAGGGAAGAUCUUGACUGUAAAAUAUGCAUCGUUUUUACACUUGGCCUGUAUUUUUCAAUUUGAAUUUGCUAAAUGUAACACAUUUGCCAUGGACUGUAUUUUGAUGUAUUAAAACAAAACAGA
This is a messenger RNA of Pristis pectinata (smalltooth sawfish), 1303 nucleotides long. Its product is annotated as homeobox protein DBX2-like. The record is from RefSeq and is a predicted model, not a curated record. Lineage: Eukaryota; Metazoa; Chordata; Chondrichthyes; Rhinopristiformes; Pristidae. The transcript is spliced from 4 exons. The coding region runs from base 1 to 942 and encodes 313 amino acids. Gene Ontology annotation, biological process: regulation of transcription by RNA polymerase II. Gene Ontology annotation, molecular function: DNA-binding transcription factor activity, RNA polymerase II-specific; DNA binding.